Pocillopora meandrina is the source of this 654-nucleotide messenger RNA. The record is from the annotation of a GenBank genome assembly. NCBI's taxonomy places the organism in Eukaryota, Metazoa, Cnidaria, Anthozoa, Scleractinia, Pocilloporidae.
AUGGAGUCCUCAGCCCAUGUGAAACGACCCAUGAAUUGCUUCAUGGUGUGGAGUCGAGAGAAGCGCUACCACAUCCUAAAGGAACACCCUGGAAUUAACAACGCUGAAGUGAGCAAAGCGCUUGGUGCAGCAUGGCGUAAACUGUCUGAAGAAGAUAAAGAACCGUACGUGGAAGAAGCGCGGAGACUGACAGAGCAGCAUAAGAUGGACAACCCUGGAUACAAAUACCAACCAAAGAGACGCAAGCCUAAAAGAAAGCGAAAAACAGAUAAGAAAAUUUUUCCAUCUACGACAUCCUUAAAACAAAUUGACACUCGCAAAUCGUCUAGCGAAAAGAUUCACUUCCCCUUUAAAAUGUGGUCUGAAUCCCACACAUCACUUUUUGAUGAUGUAGGUGGAAGGCCUUCUGUGCUCUUUCCUCCACACCUCAGUGUGUCCUGCUUGCCUCCAACGUUUCAAAAAGGAACCACUCAUGAAUGGUGCUUAUGUCAUAAUCUCUUUCCUGCACCUCACUGCUACCUACCUUGGGCUGGAGGCAUGAGUGAGCAUUUCUAUAAUGUCGAGAGCACUUCCUGCUUUAGAAUAUUUAACUUGCAGGGAAAGCCUCUGAUACGCCACAGAGCGGAUUCUAUUUUCAAUCCAUACAAGAUGUGA